Penicillium argentinense is the source of this 237-nucleotide messenger RNA. RefSeq lists its product as uncharacterized. Bases 1 to 237 code for a protein of 78 amino acids. The record is from RefSeq and is a predicted model, not a curated record. The transcript has 2 exons. NCBI's taxonomy places the organism in Eukaryota, Fungi, Ascomycota, Eurotiomycetes, Eurotiales, Aspergillaceae.
AUGGCUAGCAAUAGAUUUCCUGGGGAGUUUUUCGAGCUACCCGGUGAACCGACCGUGGAGUCAUCUAGGAAUGAUCCCUCGACAACUGGUAUGAGUGGUAUUAUUAAUUUGAAUGGUAUGUUUACUUUCGCUGUGGGGAUACCGGCCGCGUUGAUAUCGACUGGGAUUCGAAGGUCGUACGAGGAUUUCGAAACUCUGCACUGGCCCUUUCUUAAGGAUUCCUACACCACCGCCUGA